This is a messenger RNA of Oncorhynchus kisutch (coho salmon), 4542 nucleotides long. It is a transcript of the gene sox4a, whose product is annotated as SRY-box transcription factor 4a. Gene Ontology annotation, molecular function: RNA polymerase II cis-regulatory region sequence-specific DNA binding; DNA-binding transcription activator activity, RNA polymerase II-specific. Gene Ontology annotation, cellular component: nucleus. NCBI's taxonomy places the organism in Eukaryota, Metazoa, Chordata, Actinopteri, Salmoniformes, Salmonidae. Bases 525 to 1685 code for a protein of 386 amino acids. The transcript has a single exon. The record is from RefSeq and is a predicted model, not a curated record. Gene Ontology annotation, biological process: neuron differentiation; negative regulation of transcription by RNA polymerase II; camera-type eye morphogenesis.
GUUAUGUUUACAGUAUACUGGCAGACCGAUAAGGAAAGAGAGGACUAUGAAAAAGUGCGACACUUCCAUUCUUCCACAUGGUUCUGUCACUGCUAAGGCGAGCUGCGCAGACAGCGAUAUUAUACCUCUCAUAGGAAAGUUACAGUGUUGUUUUCAGCAGCGAAGUGCUCUAGGUAUCACAGGGCGAGUUUUCAGUCGCACUGGCAGUUGAACGUUUGAUUGCAGAACGUUGAAGGAUUUUAAUGUGUUAUUUCGUUCUCUUUUUUGAAGAUAUACUCGCACUAGAGACUAACUGCGCAGCGUCUCCAAAACGGACUGAAAGAUAGAGGAGACUUGCAAUAACUUUUACGCAAUCGGUUCAGUGUGGUUACAUAAACAUACGUUUAUUGAGUGACUGAAAGAAAACCGAUGAUAUAACAGCAUUGGCAACUUUUACGCACUUUCUCACCCUAACAAAAUUCUGAACAGCACUUUUUUUGGUACGUUUUCUGUCUAACCGAGAGAUUGAGAAAGAAAGAGAAACGAUGGUACAGCACAUGAGCCACACAGAGAGCACAGAUUCAUUCUCUCCUGGUGGGGACGGCACCGAUACCGGAGAUAUGGACUUGGACAUGGACGCGUCUCCGACUCCCGGGUCUCCGCUAUCCUCCACGGGAGGGGAGCGAGGCAACGUCGCCUGGUGUAAAACCCCCACGGGACACAUCAAGAGACCGAUGAACGCAUUUAUGGUGUGGUCUCAGAUCGAGAGGAGAAAGAUCAUGGAGCAGAGCCCGGACAUGCACAACGCUGAGAUUUCCAAGCGGCUGGGCAAGCGCUGGAAACUACUCAAAGACACAGAUAAGAUCCCGUUCAUCCAGGAAGCAGAGCGGCUGAGACUCAAGCACAUGGCCGACUAUCCUGACUACAAGUAUCGGCCACGGAAGAAGGUUAAGACGCCCAGCUCCAAGACAGAGCGGGGGGAGAGGGGAGAGAAAGGCGCGGAUAGGAGCAGGGGUUCUAAGUCCUCAUCGAAAAGAGGCUCUGGGUCUAGGGGGAACAGCAGAGUGCCCAAGCCGGGACAGGGGAGCGUCAAGCUGCCUACCCAGGUGCAAGAGUGUGCGUCUCCCGCGGAUCACCACACGCUCUACAAAUCCAGGUCAGUGACUGGUGCCCGGCAGAUACCAGACAAGCCAGCCAGGCGCGGCUACAUGUUUAGUGGGGGAGGGAGCUUGGACAGCGGGCCACCCUCUGUGGGAGUCCCAGGGAGUCCCGCCCUGAGCAGCUCGUCUGAGUCCUGUGACCCGAUGAGCCUGUAUGAAGACCAGGCGACGGGGGUGAACGAAGCACUUUCCUCCAACCCUUCAACAUCCUCACCAUCAUCGGCAGUCCGCCUCAGGUACACACGUGCGUCCUCUCCAACCCCGUCCGCCUCUCACUCCUCUUCCUCCUCCCUCUCUUCUUCCUCGGAUGAAGAGCUGGAGGAUGAGCGGUUCGAGCUACAGCCGAGCCCCGGGUUUGAGAGCAUGUCUCUGGGCAGCAUGGGGCCAUGUGAGUCGGAGCUGGACAGGGAUCUGGACUGGAGCUUCGGAGAGUGUGGGGCAGGAUCUCACUUUGACUUCCCCGACUACUGCACCCCCGAGGUCAGCGAGAUGAUCUCGGGAGACUGGCUGGAGUCCACCAUCUCCAACCUCGUAUUCACUUACUGAGUGGCGGAAAGGAGAGAAAUCACAGAGAACAAGAGGGAAAGAGAAGCCCCGCCUCGCGCAAAACUAAAACCCAGUGAGUGUGAAAGAAGAAUCUUCAGACAUUCUUUCAGAUUAUUAGGGAGAGUGAAAUGUGAACAAAACUAACCCUCGUUUUGGAAAGAAUAGCCUAAUAUUAAGUACAUGUGUUUAGGUUAAAUUGUGCAGAAUGUGUGUAUAAAAAACAUAAUCGUCUGUUCCAUGUGGGUAUUGACACGAACGGGGACAGACAAGGGCGCAUUGUUGCCUGGUGCGCCGAACUGAAGGAAAGUGCAUCGCUUGCAUUUGGAGAGAGAAGAGAGAAGGACUCUGAGCACGCCUCUUUUAGAAGUGACACACAGACACACACACAGACUUACUGAACUGAAGUAUUCAACCGGCUGGCAGGAGGAGGUUUGUAGGUUGAUGGUGAACAUGACUAUGGGUAAAUGGGGUUUUGGAGAGCUUGAUGUUGCCAUGGAGAUGAAAGCAGUAUAAGUGACCCACUUCAGUUGUUGUUCUCUGUGUGGGCGGGGUUUACGAAGGUGAUAUUCAGGUGUGUUUUUCUGAAGCUUAACAUGCAUGCGCUCCCUUGUGGAGUAGUCUGCACUGUUACAUUGACUGAUGCAUCUGAAAACAUGUUUAUUACAAUGUCAUUACCGCGCUGAUUGUGUGUGCGUGUGUGAGUGAGUGUGCGUAUAUGUGUGUGUGUGUGUGUGUGUGCGAUCACAGAACACAGUUCACAAUCACCAGCUUUCCUCUCAACGGCAGGACUUUUAAUGAAUUAACAACUCAAACUCAGAAUCUUUUCUCUGAAACCUUUUACACUCUGAAUGCACAUUUCAGGACCAAUUCCCUUAGUGCGCAACGCCUAGCACAUCUGGCUGUAGUUAUUCUAUAUCAGAUGACCUUUUUUUUAUAUCAAUGUCUUUACACCAGCCCAACAUGUUUUGUUUUUUAAAUAAUUUGAAGUAUUGUUAUUGUAUAAUAGGUCUUGUUUGUGUGUAAACCACCUGGCUGUAUCCCUGUGCAGGAGGGCUAGAAGUGUAUCUUAUUUAAAAUGUUGAUAUCUCUCACUUUUUAAAGGAGAACUCAGUAAGUGUGUCAUUUUGUCUAUAUGUGUAUUUUUGUACGAUAUCUAUGGGAGGGAGUGCCAGUGGGUGGUUGCUUUGAUUCCUGAUGUUCAAAGCCAGAGGGUCCGUUGUCACAUAUAUUCUGCUCCUUUAUACAAUGUUUACACAUGACAGUAUCGCGCCACAUGCUUCUUAAAGGCACAGUGUCUGUAUUACACCAGCCAAGACAGUAUCGCGCCACAUGCUUCUUAAAGGCACAGUGUCUGUAUUACACCAGCCAAGACAGUAUCGCGCCACAUGCUUCUUAAAGGCACAGUGUCUGUAUUACACCAGCCAAGACAGUAUCGCGCCACAUGCUUCUUAAAGGCACAGUGUCUGUAUUACACCAGCCAAGACAGUAUCGCGCCACAUGCUUCUUAAAGGCACAGUGUCUGUAUUACACCAGCCAAGACAGUAUCGCGCCACAUGCUUCUUAAAGGCACAGUGUCUGUAUUACACCAGCCAAGACAGUAUCGCGCCACAUGCUUCUUAAAGGCACAGUGUCUGUAUUACACCAGCCAAGACAGUAUCGCGCCACAUGCUUCUUAAAGGCACAGUGUCUGUAUUACACCAGCCAAGACAGUAUCGCGCCACAUGCUUCUUAAAGGCACAGUGUCUGUAUUACACCAGCCAAGACAGUAUCGCGCCACAUGCUUCUUAAAGGCACAGUGUCUGUAUUACACCAGCCAAGACAGUAUCGCGCCACAUGCUUCUUAAAGGCACAGUGUCUGUAUUACACCAGCCAAGACAGUAUCGCGCCACAUGCUUCUUAAAGGCACAGUGUCUGUAUUACACCAGCCAAGUAAACACAUUGACACCCGCUACGUCACUAGAGUGUCAGCUGCACCCAGUGACUGUGUUUCAACAGUGGAUUUGCAUAACUUGGACCCAGAUGUAUUUGUGCUAUCUUGUCAAGUCCUUGUCAAGGAGUGGCACGAUGGCACAAACAGACUUGGCGCCCAGGCUACAGUAUAUCAGAAUUGUUCAAGAGAGAGAUAGAGAUGCUGUUGGAUUGAGAGAAAACAUCGGUAUGCUUUUGUUGAUAGGUUUGAUUUGAAACCACUGACUGGAUGGAAUGUGACACUCACACAUUCUAAAUGCCUAUUUGAGUCAGAGGGAGGUGGAGAAAGGUGUAUGAAGUGCUUCGAUCAUCUAUCAUUGCGCAAUUGCAUAAUAAGAGUAUUUAAUCGUUUUUCUACCUGUUGGCUUACUUGGCUAAGACUAGCUAGCUAAUAGUUUUUCUACCUGUUGGCUUACUUGGCUAAGACUAGCUAGCUAAUAGUUUUUCCUAUAUUAUGGCAUGGCAAAUUAGCAAUUGUAUUUCAGAAUCAGGUAUAUGUAUAGCUGUUGUGUUUAAGAUUUUUUUUUUUUAAGAAUAUCAAUUGAAGAUAUUUUUUGUUCAUUGACUGUAUUAUUAUGCAGAUAUGAUUGUGUUUCUAUGUAUAAUGAUCAACGACAGACACUAAAAUUGCCAUCUUUUGUCAUUAUGAUGUUAAUGAUUGUGGUCCAGGAUGUUUAUUUUUCCAUUAUUUUGUUUUUCUUCCAUUUGUGCAAUAUGCUGUGUGUAUGAUCAUGUUUCCUCCAAUCGUACCAUAUCUCAUUUGAAUAUAGAACUCAACGCCAGCCAAUCGGGUCAAUGACUGCCUCAGACCUCUAUUACAGAGCAUUUUAUUUGUUUGUAUGUUUGUUUAGUUUUUUUCAAGACGGAAAUAAAAUCAGCUGGAACUGAA